GGACACGCGGGUGCGCGCCGUGCCCGUGGGCGCUGCUGACCGUGUCUCUUUGCGUCCCGUAGGGCCCGAGGAUGCGGCAGGACGCAGAGCAGCCGGGCGUUCCCGUGCAGGCCCUUAGUGCCCCCCAGCACUGAGGCCGCACGAUGAAGCUGCCCGGUGUGGGGGUGUUCGGGGCCGGCAGCACCGCCCGCCUCCUCAUCCCACUGCUGCGAGACGAGGGGUUCAACGUGGAGGCGCUGUGGGGAAAGACGGAAGAAGAAGCCAAGCAGCUGGCCCAGGAAAUGAGCAUCGCCUUCUACACCAGCCGCACCGACGACGUGCUGCUGCACCAGGACGUGGAUCUGGUCUGCAUCCACAUCCCCCCGCCGCUCACCCGGCAGAUCGCGGUCAAGGCUUUAGGUAAAGCGAGAAGCUCUGCUAAAAUCUGUGCUGCUUUUUGAUCUCAGAGGAACUCAAAUGGCAGCUUUGUGGUGGAUGCCCCCCAGCUGAAAUGCAGGCACCUCAAUGCGAGGAAUAGGGAAGAACGUGAUCUGUGAGAAAGCUGCUACCUCGGUGGACGCCUUCAGGAUGGUGACGGCUGCCAGGUAUUACCCCAAGCUGAUGAGCAUCGUCGGCAACGUCCUCCGUUUCUUGCCUGCCUUUGUGAAGAUGAAGCAGCUGAUAGAAGAGCACUACGUGGGCAACGUGAUGAUCUGCGACGUGCGGGUCUACGGGGGGAGCCUGCUCAGCCACAAGUACAGCUGGAUCUGCGACGAGCUGAUGGGGGGAGGCGGCUUGCACACCAUGGGCACCUACAUCAUCGACCUGCUGAGCCACCUCGUGGGCAGGAGGGCCCAGAAGGUCCACGGCCUGCUCAAGACUUUUGUGAAGCAGAACACGGCCAUAAGCGGGAUCCGGCACGUCACCAGCGACGACUUCUGCUUUUUCCAGAUGCUGAUGAGUGAAGGUGUGUGUUGCACUGUGACUCUCAACUUCAACAUGCCCGGAUCGUUCGUUCACGAGGUGAUGGUGGUGGGGUCCAGCGGCCGCCUCGUAGCGCGUGGCACGGACUUGUAUGGGCAGAAGAACACGGCCCUGCAAGAAGAGCUGCUGCUCACCGACUCUCUGACUGUCAGCAAAGGCCUUUUGGACAAGGGCUUUAAAGACAUCCCGCUGCUCUACCUGAAAGGAAUGGUGUACAUGGUGCAAGCGCUGCGGCAGUCUUUCCAAGAGCAGGAAGAUCGCCGGACGUGGGAUCACCAGCCCGUCUCCAUGGCAGCUUCAUUUGAGGAUGGCUUGUACAUGCAGAGCGUAGUGGAGGCCAUUAAGAAAUCCAGCAGGUCGGGGGAAUGGGAGGCUGUGGAGGUGAUGACGGAGGAACCAGAUGCCAACCAGAACCUGUGUGAGGCGCUGCAAAGGAAUAACCUCUGAGCAUCCCUGCUUUGGGACAUUGAAUGACAUUGAAUGACAUUGAAUGCCUCCAGCUGCAGCUCUAAAAGUCCUCUCGAGUUUUUAAGAUUCCUAUUUAAUAAUUGGAGUUUCUUGUUGUUGGGUUGUUUUUUUUAAAGCCUGUAAAAUAACGCCACGCUCAGAUGCAAACAGGUUUGAUUUGAGACGUUCCGGUUUUGCAGAUGUUUAUUUCUCGUCUUGGAGUCUUAGGAAAACUUGAAUUGCCAUUUGCACUCGUGGUAGUGAAGUGAAGCGUGGGGUCUGUGCCACUGCAUGGCUUGUUUUAACAGUCCUAAAGUGAGAGUGAGGAGAGAGGGAUCUGGGAGCAUCUGUUGCUCAGCUGCCUUUGCCUUCUCUCUUGGAGCCUGAUUUAGUUUUACUUCUCGGUAAUACUUUAUUAAAGGGUUUGUGGACAUGACACACCUCUGAACUGCCAUAGGACAAAGACCAGAAGGAACAGGAUCCAGUCUGUAGAAUAAGGAUCCGCCGUUGGCUUUCUGCGUACAGCAGACGUCUCUCAAAGUAAUUUAAACCAGUAUGUUAUUUAAAGGGUGCUGUGAGAUCCACAGUGACGGCGGUGGGAGAAUCUGUGACGCCUUGUGCUUUUCUCCCCAUACCUGCAGACGUUUUUCAUUCUCCUCGUGACGCUGACUGCAUCCAGCAGCCUUCCUGCAUAAGCUCCAUGUCCACCAGUUGUGUUUUACUGCCUGGCAGCAUCAGAGCUGUGCCUGCAGGGCCACCUCCUCGCUUCUCUGCCUUCCUGAGCUCCUCCCAUGCUCGCAGAUGAGGCUCAGGAUGUCGCUGCCGAUGAAGCUGUUAAACCUUAACCUUCCAUGGAUGUGAUGGUGGAGGUAAGGAGGUCUUGCCUACCUCUCGCAGCUCUCCUGUGUGCUGGCUGGGAAGCUGUCACACUACACACGCUGAUGGCUCUAGAGUCUGCCUUGAACCUCAAACACUGGAUAUCAACCCUGUGGUCCUGCCUGCCCUCGUGGCUGUUGGCAGUCUGUUCACAUGGAGAAGAGUUUCUCCCUGGGGCAGGUAUGUGGAAGGGACAGUACAAUUUUACUAUGUUUAUUUUGUCUACUUGAAAAGCUUUUUUUAAUGCAUUUCCCUCUAAAAUGGUAACCCCGUGUAUUUAUGUAUGUUAACAUGCAAACCGCUGUUUCAUCAGCUGGCCCUUCCUGAAAACUAUCUGACUUUGUUUUCUACAGAAAUAAAUAAAAGUAUCUGGGUUGUUUGUUAA
This is a messenger RNA of Coturnix japonica (Japanese quail), 2671 nucleotides long. It is a transcript of the gene GFOD2, whose product is annotated as Gfo/Idh/MocA-like oxidoreductase domain containing 2. Gene Ontology annotation, biological process: extracellular matrix organization. Gene Ontology annotation, molecular function: nucleotide binding. Gene Ontology annotation, cellular component: extracellular matrix. Lineage: Eukaryota; Metazoa; Chordata; Aves; Galliformes; Phasianidae. The record is from RefSeq and is a predicted model, not a curated record.